Messenger RNA from Fusarium graminearum PH-1, 180 nucleotides. RefSeq lists its product as uncharacterized. The record is from RefSeq and is a predicted model, not a curated record. Lineage: Eukaryota; Fungi; Ascomycota; Sordariomycetes; Hypocreales; Nectriaceae. The coding region runs from base 1 to 180 and encodes 59 amino acids. The transcript is spliced from 2 exons.
AUGCAGUACCCCCAGUUCCAAUCCCUGUUGUUCUUGCGCAAGACGAGGAGGCCGUUGGCGGCGACAGUGAAGCGACUAAAACAAUGCCUCCCGCUUACGGCCGUUGGCGUGAGACAGUGCGAGUUGACCCGAACCGUUUGUUCUGGCAACGUAACGAGAACGUGGACAUUUCUCAGUUGA